This is a messenger RNA of Mytilus californianus (California mussel), 2670 nucleotides long. RefSeq lists its product as uncharacterized. The transcript has a single exon. Bases 43 to 1194 code for a protein of 383 amino acids. The record is from RefSeq and is a predicted model, not a curated record. Lineage: Eukaryota; Metazoa; Mollusca; Bivalvia; Mytilida; Mytilidae.
ACGGUGAAUAAAGGGCUUGAAGCUGGAAAAAGUAUAGCCGAAAUGAUUAAAAACAAGGAAUUUGAAGAUUUCUUGAAAAGGAUAGGGAAAAGUCUUGGUCCUUACCUUGGUGCAAUAGGUCCCUUCAUGAGUUUCAUAACCGCAAUUUUUCAAACCGAAUCUGCUGAGUUGGCCUACAUGAAACAGAUGAUGAAAUAUAUUGAUUCACGUUUUGAUCAAAUGGAUAAGCGAUUCGACACUAUCGAACAGAUGAUUAAGUGGAACGUCGUGCAAGUCAAUUUCGGGCAGAUUGAACAAAGGAUAAAGGCAAUGGCACGAGAAUAUAGAUAUCUGUAUAUUGUUCCAACUGUUGCUGCGGAAAAUAGAAAGAAGAUUUAUAUUUCGAAUUAUGAAAGUGAUUACCAGAAUAGCGGCACGAAAUUGUACCAAUCCAUUCUCAACAAACAAGGUACGUUUCAAGAAGAUCUGGGUACUUCUGUUUUGCGUUAUACUGACAGUGAUCGCACAAAGACACAGUUAUUUCUUCGCGGAGUUAUGCAGCUUCUCUUGCAGGCUAUUAAAAUAGAGUUGGCCUAUCUUUUUUCCUACAAAUAUGAUCAUAAUGCAAAUUUUAUGAAGUCACAAUGGAUAAAUAGAACAGAGGAGGUUCGAGAAAAGUUCAAAGACAUUGACGAUCAGUGUAUAAAAGUUUAUUUCGCCAAAUCCAAAAAGGAUAUUGAUGAAUAUUCCGCCAAAAACUAUGGUAAACCGAAUAGUCAAUUUGCCACUGAACUAUUCAAUUUGCUUUCUGGAAAGUACUUCUGGAGGGAUUGGAUUGUUGUCACCUAUAACCCCAUAAAAGGCCAAACAAAGCAUAUGAUGAGUGUCAAAGGAGGACACAUGCUAUUAUGGAAACAUGGAAGAAACCUGUUAGUGACGAGUGUGGACAAGAAUCAUCAGGUCAUGAAUAUAUCAAGAGCUAAAGAGCAAUUGAAAAAAAUUUCCGUGAGAUAUUCGAUUGGCAGCGGUUGGUUUUCAAGAUCUCGAUACAUCAAUCGAUCGGCAAAAGAUAUAUUUAACAAGAUAGAUAAAACAGGAACCUCACUAGUUAUUGUCAUAGAGUGUGCGUGGAAUGCAGCAGCUCUAAAAUGUGACAAAAACAGGCUCUUAUCCGAUAAAAGAUGUCCAUAUCAUUGGAUAAUCAUGUGGGGUUGAAAGGUCUUAGAAAAUAUUUACAUAGUACUAUUGCGACUAGCUGAUAUUUUUUUUACAGCACAAUGACUUGAGUGUGUAGGUAAAGGUAAUAGUUUUGGUUAGCUUGCUUGCUAGCGGAACCGAAAAUGAACAUUUGUAUGUUUCGAAUAUUAACACAUUUUUUUAAACUACCUGACCUUUAAAAAUUUAGUGAUUUGUUCCGGCUUAGUGCCAAUUUGAGUGUGACGUCAUUCGAAAUUGUUGCAAGAUAUUUUCAAUUUUUUAAAUUUUUGACAGAUUUUGGCUUAAUCAACAUUCAGCAUAAUCGUCGCCCACAAAUUUUUUCACCAGCGACUACCUAGCUAGUUAUAAAGUACAUUCCCUGCUGAAGUAUUUUUUUCAUAUCGGUGUGUGGUACUGUAUGCUCUUAUUUUUUUAUAUUAAUAUGCAUGUAUUCGUCAAACUGUUACAACUAUGUGUAAUUUCGACCUGUUAUAAAAACAAAAUGUAAGGAGAUUUGGUAAAAUUACCACGGAGACAUAUACCAAAAUAAUAGGAUCAUAUUUACUGUUAUUUCAUUGCUAUAACUAAUGAAAAAGAAAUACUUUAAAACAAAUAGGUAUGUUAUAUUCAAGUAUUUAAUUCAUCAUUUGAUGAAGAAAACUUUAGAAAUGUUGAAAAGCAGUUGAUUUUAGGGACAGUAUGGCAUAUAUUUUCUUGUUAUGCUUUACAUCAGUCUGUCGUUUCAUUGCAUUACAUAGAAAGGCUACGAUUUAUAAGUCAGCGUCUUGUAAUUGUUUUGCUUAAAUCAGCAAUUUCUAUAUAGGUUAGGGGAAUAUGAUCUUAUUGAGCGACAAAUAUUAGAACAUAGCUCUAAACUUUUCUAAGUAUUUAUACAUUUCUUGCUUUUAAAUGUUUAAUUUUGAACGUUCCUAAUGAAAGCAGAGCGUUUCGGACGUACGAAAUUAAAUUACGAAUUACUACCUUUUUCAGUCAUAAGAAUUUGAAGUAUUUGUUAUCAUGGUGUAUAAUAGUCCUUUACCAAAAUACCAUCUUUGUUUCCAUUUAAUAAUUUGUAGCAAAAGGAUACAACUUUUAAGUAGAACAGAGUGUGUUUUUAUCUUAUCAUGAAACAAUUCAUAACCGGCGUAUUGAGAGGUUCAACAUAGUGUCCGUAUGGUUAUGUAAUCAGUCUAUAUAGAUAUUAGAAAUAAGAAAUAAUGUUAUGAAAUAAGAUAAAAGUUCAUUUCUGAAUGAAUGCCCAUUUACAUGUAACAUUGGCACCAUUAAGAAAACUCUCCAAAUCAACAUACAUAGAAUAUGGAUAAUUGGGAUGGGAUUAAAGAGAUAACAAUAAAGCGAUAAAUCGUGAAGAUAUAGUGUACAAUACUUCUUUAACCAUUCUUGUGUUAAUAAAUCAUAUACGUAUUACUUUCCAAUGAAGCAAACAGAUGACUUUAUACAUGAUGACGCUUGUGUUUGAUAUUUUUAAAUAAA